Messenger RNA from Hydra vulgaris (swiftwater hydra), 1317 nucleotides. RefSeq lists its product as uncharacterized. NCBI's taxonomy places the organism in Eukaryota, Metazoa, Cnidaria, Hydrozoa, Anthoathecata, Hydridae. Gene Ontology annotation, molecular function: protein dimerization activity. The record is from RefSeq and is a predicted model, not a curated record.
AUGCCAUCAGAAAAAAGUAUUAGAACUACUCUUUUGAAGAAUCAGUAUGAAAACUAUUACAAUAUUGGCUUGAAAAUGAUAAGCGAAAGUCCUUAUUUUUCAAUUUCAAGUGAUGGGAAAUCUAUUGCUGAAAAAAUUUUAAAGUUUGUAGAAGAAUUAGAAAGUGAUAAAUGUGUUUCAAUUAUAACUGAUAACACAAGUUCAAUGAGAAGUGCAUGGAAUAUUAUCAAAUGUAAGUUUCCUAAAAUUUUUGCUAAUGGAUGUGCUGCUCAUGUUAUUAAUCUACUCAUAAAAGAUAUAAUUUCUUUGGAUUAUUUUAAAGAAACAAUGACAUAUGCUUUACAAAUUGUCUUAUUUAUUAAAAGAAUACAAUUGCUUUCAUAUAGGUUUAAUGAAUUAAAAAAACAGUAUAGAAUUCAAAAUACCUUAGUGAUUCCUGUUGACACUCGUUGGUAUACUCAUUAUAAUAGUUUACCAAAAUUAAUGAAUGCUAAAUUUACUAUUGAACUUUUAAUUGAGGAUCACAUUAUGUCAAAUAUUAAAGAAUCAGAGAAAAAAAAAUCAUUUAUGAAAAUUGUUUCUGAUUCUGAGUUUUGGAAAAAAGUCAAAAACUUAUCAACCAUACUUGAGUUUCCAAGUAAUAUAAUUGGAAAAUUUAAAAGUGAUAAUUAUGAUUUAGCAAACAUUUACAAUGAUUUUAAAAGACUCCUCUGUCAUUUUGAAAAACAUGAUUUAGAAUCGGGAAUAAUUGUCAAGUUAUUAUAUGAAAGGUGGGCUUUUAUCCAUACAGAAUCUAUGGGAUUUGCUUUUGUUUUAUCACCAAUAUAUGCUAGUGAUGACAUGAUUGGUUCAGAUAAAUUAGACACUUUGAAACAAUUGAAAAAAUAUUAUACAAUAUUUUAUGAUUCAGAAGAAGAAAUUAGUUUAGCUAUUUUUGAGUUGAAUGAAUAUUUAACACAAUUUGUUUUUAUGUCAGACAGUACCAAAGAAGAAAUUUUUAAAAUGUCAAAUUUUCAAUACUGGGCAAUUGUUGGAAAAAGCAAAUUUUCAAAUUUAUCUAAAAUUGCAAUCAGGUUAUUCACAGUUCCGACAUCUUCUGCUUCUAGUGAGGGAAUUUGGAGCAUGUAUAAUUUCAUUCACGGAAAGAGGAGAAACAGACUAUUAAAUGAAAAUGUGGAAAAGUUAGCAUUUCUUUAUAUCAAUUCAUCUUUAUUAGACAAAGAAGAUAAACAAAAUUACUUAUGCGAUGAAAGCUAUAUUAAAGAUAAUGAUGAAGAAGAAAUGACUUUAUUAAGCUCCUUUUAUGAUUUGACUUAG